Carica papaya (papaya) is the source of this 1771-nucleotide messenger RNA. RefSeq names its product beta-glucosidase 32-like. Gene Ontology annotation, biological process: response to salt stress; carbohydrate metabolic process; glucosinolate catabolic process. The record is from RefSeq and is a predicted model, not a curated record. Lineage: Eukaryota; Viridiplantae; Streptophyta; Magnoliopsida; Brassicales; Caricaceae. Gene Ontology annotation, molecular function: beta-glucosidase activity.
ACCAUUUCUGUAUCAACCCAUUCUUCUCCAAACAUAUACAUACAUAAACCCUUUAAAUCAACCACGUAUAUUCAUAUACAUAUAUAUAUAUAUAUAAGCAUUUAUAUAUCAACCCAGCCGCUGCUUCUUCUAUAAGUUUCUACUUCUCAAAGUGUAUAUAUACAUGGGUGUGCGUAUCAUGGCCAUGCAACGUUCUUCUCUUUUAAUCCCAGGCUUACUUGUUCUUUUAAGUUUGUUGGCGGCCAUUGUUGAAUCAGGCCGUAGCAGCUCUUUAAACUCCUUUAAUCGAUAUAGUUUUCCCGACGGUUUUAUAUUUGGCACUGCCUCCUCCUCUUAUCAGUACGAAGGUGCAAUAAAUGAAGGAGGUAGAGAACCCAGUAUAUGGGAUACUUUUACUCGCGCAUAUCCAGAGAGAAACAACAUGAGCAACGGAGAUGUAGCACUUGAUUUCUACCAUCGUUAUAAGGAAGAUAUCAAAUUAAUGAAGGAAAUAAACAUGGAUGCUUUCAGACUAUCCAUCUCAUGGUCCAGAAUAUUACCCCGUCGACGACUAAGUGGAGGAGUAAACAAGGAAGGCGUCAAAUUCUACAGGAACCUUAUUGACGAGCUUUUAGCAAAUGGCCUGCAACCUUUUGUAACACUUUUUCAUUGGGAUCUUCCUCAAGCUUUAGAAGAUGAAUACGGUGGCUUUUUAAACUCCCAAAUCAUAGAUGAUUUUCGAGACUUUGCAAGAAUUUGCUUCGAAGAAUUUGGUGACAAAGUAAAACUUUGGGCGACUAUUAACGAGCCUUGGGUUUAUAGUAUUGCUGGUUACGAGAAAGGAAAAAAAGCACCCGGACGAUGUUCGAAAUGGGUUAAUAAAGCUUGCCAAACAGGGAACUCGAGUGUUGAACCCUACAUUGUUUCACAUAAUUUGCUUCUUGCUCAUGCUGCAGCUGUGGAAGAAUUCAGAAAAUGUCACAAGUGUCAAGAAAAUGGGAAGAUUGGGAUAGUACUAUCUCUCUGGUUUGAACCUCACUCUGAUUCUCUUGUCGAUAAGGAAGCAACCAAACGAGCCCUUGAUUUUAUGUUUGGCUGGCAUAUGAACCCUAUAACAUACGGUGAUUAUCCACAUAGCAUGAGAAGUUAUAUUGGAGAUCGAUUGCCUCAUUUUACAGAAGAGCAAUCCAAAAUGCUUAAAAAUUCUUAUGAUUUUGUUGGAAUAAAUUAUUAUGGUGCUCUUUAUGCUGCCAAUGUUCCUCGUCAAGAUGAUAUACAGGAAUAUAGAUAUACAGUCGAUCAAUGUGUUGAAUAUAAAAAAGAUCGGAAUGGAAUCCCUAUUGGUCCACAGGCUGCAUCCGAUAAUAUUCUAGUAUAUCCAGAAGGAAUUCAGUAUAUUCUAAAUUAUACAAAGGAGAAUUACAACAAUCCAACAAUUUAUAUUAGUGAGAAUGGUUAUGAUGAUUUCAAUAUCGAUCAACUACCUCUGAAGGAAGCUCUCAACGAUGUUAUACGAAAAGAAUAUCAUGAGAAACAUCUUCAAAACCUUUUGAAAGCUAUCUAUGAUGAUGGAGUUGACCUUAAAGGCUAUUUUGCAUGGUCUUUAAUGGAUAACUUCGAAUGGAAUCUCGGAUACUCUGUUAGAUUCGGUGUUUACUAUGUUGAUUACAAAAAUAAUUUGAAGCGAUAUCCGAAGAAAUCUGCUAAAUGGUUCAAGAAUUUUUUGAAGAAAAGAAAAAAUGCUCCUCUAAUUAGCCAAUUAUCACGAAGAGCAUAUUGACGAUAUGCUAAU